AUGAAGUGUUGGGCUAACAAAGUAGUCGUGGUUACUGAUUGUAGUGACGAAGUUGGUAUUAACGUUUUAGAGCGAUUGGCGAAGUCCGGGAUGAUAGCCAUUGGAUUCGGUAAAAGUGACGACAUCGUAAAUAAGACAAAGAAGAAGCUAACUGACUUAUCAAACACACCUAUAGACGGUAAAGUUGUCUUGUGUGAAUGCGAUAUAACUAAUUUAAAACAACUGAGAGAAACUUUCGAUACUAUAAUUGAAGCUUAUGAUGGAGUGGACGUGUUAGUGAACAACGCAUAUUGUAAUAUAGAUUGUUUAGUAAGUACAGGAGACUUGGGAGACUUCAAAAAAGUGGUUGAUAUCAACAUUAACGCUCUGAUAGCAUGCACAAGACUGGCAGCCGGUUCUAUGAUUGAGAGAAAAACCAGAGGUCAUAUUAUAAACAUCAAUGAUUUGUGUGCUUAUCAAAUUCCAGAGGAUUCUAAGAAAAACGUCUUCAUAGCAUCGAAGGCGGCUAUCACUUCUGUAAACGAAAUACUGAGACAUGAAUUCAGAUAUUUGGAGGCAAAUAUUAAAGUAACCAAUAUUGCAUGUGGCAGUAUUGAAAGUGAAGCCGAACAUUCUCCGGAUGAGCCGAAAUUGAAGAUUCGAGACGUUGCAAAAUUAGUGAAGCUGAUUUUGAAUACUCCUGAACAUUUGCAAGUCCACGAAGUGCUUUUAGAUUCCACGUUAAAGUAA
Ostrinia furnacalis (Asian corn borer) is the source of this 729-nucleotide messenger RNA. Its product is annotated as farnesol dehydrogenase-like. The record is from RefSeq and is a predicted model, not a curated record. The transcript has a single exon. Bases 1 to 729 code for a protein of 242 amino acids. NCBI's taxonomy places the organism in Eukaryota, Metazoa, Arthropoda, Insecta, Lepidoptera, Crambidae.